Molecule: messenger RNA, 894 nt
Organism: Eimeria mitis
Lineage: Eukaryota; Apicomplexa; Conoidasida; Eucoccidiorida; Eimeriidae
Source: RefSeq, a predicted model, not a curated record
AUGUCUUCCACUCAGAGCGCCUACAGGGACGCCGCAGAGGCCCACCAGCAACAUUUGUCGCUGCAGCGGCAGCAACAGAAGCAGCAGCAUGUACAGCCGCAGCAGCAACAGCUGCCGCACGAGCAAGGGCAGCAGCUGCAACAGCUCCAGCAGCUGCAGCAGCUGCAGCAGCUGCUUCAACUGCAGCAGCAAAGCGAAACUGAAUACUCCUCCCUCAAUAACUCGUUACUUUCUACAGCUAAAGAUCUGCUACAGCAGCCGCAGCAGCAGCAGAAACAGCAGCAACAGCAGCACACCCCUGUGGGUACUGCCGGAUCGACCGUGCACGAGUUGCUGCUGCAGCUCCAACCGCAGGGGCAGCAGCAACAGCAACAGCAGCAGCAGCAGCAGCAACUUGGGCAGGCUCGAGACCCUGCUAAAGAAAGCAACAUAAAGAUAUUUAAAAGUGAAGCUACAGUAGGGGCACAGCCAGCAGCAACAAACAUGGCAGCAGCAGCAGCAACAAACAUGGCAGCAGCAGCAGCAACACCUGCUACUGCAGCAAACACAGAAGAACUUGCUGCAGCAAUACUACGAGAGAAGACACUGAGACCACCAACAUACUCAGCAACUCCAGCAGCAGCAGGCUCAUCAGAAGCAGCAGCAGCAGCAGCAGCAGCAACACCGUUAUUAACAACAGCAGCAGGAUCCGCAGCAGCAGCAGACCAGCAAGAGCCGCUGCUGGCACAGCAGCAACAGCAGCAGACAGACGCGCCUUCAUCAGCAAGAGCCGCUGCUGGCACAGCAGCAACAGCAGCAGACAGACGCGCCUUCAUCUGGCACAGCAGCAACAGCAGCAGACAGACGCGCCUUCAUGCAGCAGCAGCUGCUCCGUACGCAUGCGUUGUGUUUUAA